Suillus subaureus is the source of this 852-nucleotide messenger RNA. RefSeq lists its product as uncharacterized. The transcript has 2 exons. The annotation marks the transcript as partial. The record is from RefSeq and is a predicted model, not a curated record. NCBI's taxonomy places the organism in Eukaryota, Fungi, Basidiomycota, Agaricomycetes, Boletales, Suillaceae.
AUGGCCCGUAUCGCUUCGGACCCGGUUCUAGACAUCCAGCCUGAUUUUGCUUCACCCACCUUCGAGGGUCUUAGAAAUCGCAUCAUCGGAGGAACUCAGAUGACACACGAAGAAGUCACCAACGAGCUUGCCACUGCAUGGGAACAAGAUCGUGACCUCAGAGUUGUUGCAUGGACAAGGCAAGUUGACGAAGACCAGCUAGACCAGGAAUGCUUGCGCCUGGAACAAGAAGCCGAAGCAGAACUUUGCGAAGCAGAACUUUGCGAAGCAGAGAAGAAGAAACCAAAGAUCAACGAUUUCAAAAUUGGGGCGGCCGUUGGCGACACCCUUACCCCUCGCCCUUCCCAAUACGCGAUCCAUAAACUCAAGUCCUUUGAGUAUGUUGAACUCUGGUACUUCAGCCCAGAUGGAUGCAGAGAGACAGCCGAUGAUGCCAAGACCAGCGCAGACGACACCUUUGGCCUCACCAAAGUUGAAGACUUCAUUGCCCUCAAACCAGUCGCAUCCUUCAAAGCCUCCCGCAAAGCCAUCCAAGACCACAGUCUUGAGUGGCGCCAAUUCGACCUCGCCAAGAACAGCUUCCUGUUGUACAUCAACAAGCUCAAAUGGCCAGACAAGCAUCAGCGAGCUCUCACGAUGUUCUUCAUGAACAUUGUGUCUCAUCCCUCCUGCUCUGAACCAUACGGAGAACAAGCACUUCUCUUAUAUGCAGCUCGCGUCCGUCGCGAUUGGCACGACACCCUUGUCCUCGACAAUGCCUUCGACAUUAGCGUCUUCAACCUCACCCUCUUGAAGAACAUGGGCGAAGAAGUAUGGAACAAAGUUCGCCAAGAAACCCUUGUGGAGGUCAGU